Molecule: messenger RNA, 6363 nt
Organism: Clupea harengus (Atlantic herring)
Lineage: Eukaryota; Metazoa; Chordata; Actinopteri; Clupeiformes; Clupeidae
Product: cysteine-rich motor neuron 1 protein
Cellular component (GO): extracellular region; plasma membrane
Molecular function (GO): serine-type endopeptidase inhibitor activity; protein binding
Source: RefSeq, a predicted model, not a curated record
UUCUAUCCCUGUACUGUCAAUUUGGGUUUCAGAUUCCAUCCCCGUCUCACAGAUAGCCUCACGCGGCGAUAUCAACACGGGGGUCCGCGCUCUCCACGCUUUCUAGUCUUGUCCAGUUUCUCUAACUGUAGACUGUUGGAUACCAUCUAACUCCGUCAUCAAAGGAUAGUGACACAAAAUUAAAAACUGUGGAUCCUGAUAAUUUUUUAAAACGUAAGAACAUCGGCAAACGAAGUUUUGUUUUAUUAUUCAUUUAUUUUUUUGUCUCUGUCCCCAAGGAUUUCCAGGAUUUUUUUGUCUGUGUCCCCAAGGAUUGCUUGUAUGUUUUGAGUGCUGAGACCGUGCACUUCUGGUACACGGGAUUUCUUUAGAAGUUUGGGGGUGGCAUCCUUUCUGGGCUUGGGAGUUUCGUGUGGCACUUGUAAGAGGGACCAACACAGCCAACACACACAAGGCGGACUUCCCACUGAAAAGGGCAGCGCGAUCGCAAACCGCUCAGAAUGUAUCCGAAGUGCUUGCUCUUUCUCCUGAACAUCUCGCUAUUAGUGCGCGUGCUGCUGGCUUACGAGUGCACGCCAUGUGAUCUCCGGACGUGUCUGGUCAAAGCACCGCAUGCCUGCGAGAGCGGUCGGACUCUGGCCAAAGAUCCCUGCGGAUGCUGCGAUCAGUGUACCCGGCUGGAAUGGGAACUCUGUGGCGGCCAAGACUGGGCACUGGGUUAUUGCGCUUUGGGACUGACCUGCGUGUCUGUCAACCAGACAGGGCUUGUGAAUACCCGCAAUCCCGAAGCCGAAGUUGGAGUUUGUAAAGCUUUGCUGGAGUUUCCUGAUGCUGGUCUGGAGGAUGAGCUGUGUCCGUUGGUGAGCGGAUGCGACCGGACUGGAGGGAAGUGCAUCUGUGACUCCAGACACUCCUGCCUGGCCUCCUUCUCCUACCCUGACAAAGAAGCCUGUGCCAGGGUUGCCAAGUCAGAAGGGAGACGGCAUGACCGUGAGCACCGGGAGAGACACAGGGAGAAGUUUGUGGGGUCGGCCAGCCCAGCCUGCUCCUUCUCCGGCUGCAACCUGACGGCUGAAGGCUGUGUGUGCCAGUCCCAGAGCUGCUAUGACCACUUCACCUACCCCGACCGCAGCCAGUGCCAGCAGGCCGCAGAGGAGCUGAAGUGUGCCGGCGUCACGUGCGCGCCCCUGCCCGUGCCCGAGUGCCCCGGUGACUCAGUGUUGACGCUCAGCUACACGCCCCCUGCUGGUUGCUGCCCCACCCUGCCCCCCCACUGCACCUGUGGCACGUGCCCCUCGCCCCCACUCUGCCCCGCCGGCCAGAAGGCCGUGCCCCUCCACCAGGCCACGGGCACGCCCGGCGACUGCUGCCAUGACUAUGAGUGCCAGAGAGUCUCCCCUAAGUGUGCCCAUAAUGGCAAGGAGUACUCGGAGGGCGAGGUGUACCGCAUGGACGCCUGCUGGUUGUGCCAGUGUCGCGGUGGCAUCUCCUUCUGCUCCAAGGCAGAGUGUGCCGAGCUCGACUGUGACAACUUCUACAUCCCCGAGGGAGAGUGCUGCCCUGUGUGCAUAGAUGUGGAGCUGCUGUCUCGGGACAGCACUAAGGCCAGCUGCUGGGUGAACCAUAAGCUACGUCAGCACGAGGAGCAGUGGAAGGAGGACGACUGCACCUUCUGUCAGUGUGUGGACGGGGACCCCCACUGCACCGCCAUGGCCUGCAAACAGAGCUGCCAGAACCCCGUCAAGAUACCUGGAGAGUGCUGCCCCUUCUGCGAAGAGCCUUCGUAUGAGACGGUGAGCCCUCUUCUGUGUCCACCACUGGAGAACUGCACGCUCUCCGGCAUGGAUUGUCCCUAUGGGUUCCAGCAAGACAAGAAUGGAUGUCUACUGUGCCAGUGUCUCAGCAAUGACUCCUGUCCUGACUUGGCCAGCUACUGCUCGCUGGAGUGCCCCAUGGGAUAUGAGAAGGACGACUUUGGCUGCGAGGUGUGCGAGUGCAGCCCACCUGUGCCCAGGUGUCGCCCACUCACCUGCAGCAAGACCUGCCCUUACGGAUAUGUGAGAAACAAGCAUGGUUGCGAGAUGUGUCGCUGUGUUAAGUGUCCCCCCUUCACCUGUGACAAGCACUGCAGCGAAGGCUACCAGCAGAACAGGAAAGGGUGCAGCAUGUGUCUGUGCAAAGAGAGCUCCCGUGUACCCACUACCUCCAUUACCACCACGACCUCCACCUAUGUGCCACUGCCCCUACCCAGCUACUGUCUCACGGCAAACGGGCGCCGCUACGAGGAGGGCGCGAGCUGGCACGACGGAUGCCGCGACUGCUACUGCCACGCUGGCCGGGAGAUGUGCGUCCUUAUCUCCUGCCCCGCCCCCACCUGUUCCAGUCCCGUUGUCCGGCCGAACCAGUGCUGUCCCAGCUGUGAAGAUGAGUCAGGCAGUGGGCAGGUGGAGGGCAUGGACCUGGUGGUGUGCCGCGCUCCUGGAGGGGAACUCUAUGUGGAGGGGGAAACGUGGAAUCUGGACGAGUGUACGCGCUGCACCUGCAGGAAGGGCCGGGUGCUGUGCGACACCGAAGUCUGUCCCCCGGCACUGUGCCAGUCACCCACCAGGAACAAGGACACCUGCUGCCACGUCUGCCCAGAGGACAAGCUCAAGCCCCUCCUCCCAGUCAACGGCAGCCAACAGGAUUACUGCAUCUCCAGCGACGGAGACGUGCUAUUGGCCGGCGACUCCUGGAAGGCCAAUGCGUGCACCAGCUGCACCUGCAGGAACGGCAGCAUCCAGUGCUUCUCCCAGCGCUGCCCGCCUGCCAACUGUCGUGUGCCCGUCCUCCGCAAGGGCCAGUGCUGUCCACACUGCCUGGAGGUUACAACCACCUCAGUGCCAAUGCUUCUCUCAACCACGACAACCAAGCCUCAGACCACCACCACCCCCACCACCACCCAAAGCAGCGUGGCAUGGAUCACCACAGCAACAGUGCCUCCCAUUAUUGCAUCAACAGACGGUAAGGGCUUGAGUGAAGGAUCCCCGACUCAGACGGAGAUGGCCCUGAUCUACCAAUCAGCGGCGUGGAUCUUGGCUGGCCUCCUCUUCGCCAUUGUCAUCUUCCUGGUCGUGGCGCUCCUCAUCAACAAGAAGAAGAAGUGGGUGCAGAUGUCCUGCUACAGCGCGCCCAAAAAGACAGUGAUUCUGAAAAAGCACGUGAACAAGAACUCAGUGGUCUACAUGGAACCGUCCAAGGAGAACAAGUUCCAGAACGUGAAGAACGACUGCGGCAUCAACUUCUCCUCGGACAUGGGAUCUCCGUGUCGGGACAGGAUGAGCAUUCCUCGAGCCAAACUCUGCAACGGACACGGGAAGGUUCAGCGCUAGAGCGAAGACAAAGCAAACACAUAAACAUCACACACACACAUACACACACACACACACACACUCUUCAUGCAUACACAAUCACAGUGCACAGCAACACUUGACUGAACAAUGUGCUUUCACUCUGUCACACACACACACACACACACACACACACACACACAGACACAGACACACACACACAAAAGUCUACAGAGGUCUCUCAACAAGAAACACUUGCAGUUCCCUGGUUGGACUCUUACCUCUUCACUGGAGGCAAGGAACUCCAGUUAUGCGAUGAGAGAUGAGACAAUUUCGCCAUGUGCAAUGAUGCCUAUGACUACCGUAUGACCUUUAACCCCCUGUUUGGAGCUUUAACUUGCGCCACUGAUAUCAGCAAGACACAUGGCGGAGCAGUGCUCACCAACACAUGGAUGGAACAUUUCUAUAUCAGAGAGGCACAAGGAGUGUGUGACUGCAUACUGUUGCCUUCGAGAGACGGACAAAUUGUGGGUCAAUACAAAAAAGAUGAUGAAAAGAUUUCUAAGAUUUCUAAAAGAAAAAGCUUUAGGGUGGGGGGUUGGAUUCUGUCAGGGCUCUGGAGAUCUGCUGGGGCUUGUGCCAAGCUACACUCAAUCAACCCAACCAGCAUUAGCAUCUGACUCCAGGCUGUGCAACCUGCUGGAAUGGGACAUCCCACAGCUAACUGGCUAACGCUGUUAGCAACCUAGCAGACUGAAGGGGCUGAUAAUGGACGAGCGAAAUUCCUCAAGGUUCAACAGCAGAAGACCCCUGAAAAGCCCUCAAGGAUGGAUUCCUUAAAUAACUUCACUACUUAUGGAGGAGUGGUGUCCACCUUACCAUUUUAUAUACAUAUAUCUCCACUUGUAUUACUCAAACAUAUUAUUCUUAGUCACGUUUAUGCCUUUGUGGUUAUAUAAAACAAUUGAAACUCUAGACUUAAAUCUUACACAUUUCCCCUCAUGGAGAUGUUUAAGAGAGGUAACGUGCCUCAUUUGAAAACCAAAGCCUGGCUUCUUUGGGAGGAGGGUUGGGUAGGGAUAAUGUGUUUAGUGCGAGAGAAGGAAAGUUAUAGUACCAGAAACGGCUAAAUAUGGUGCCCCCGGAUCAGGGCCUGAUGAGGGCCGGAUCAGUCCCAUGGUUCCUUGCUCUCUGAGAGCGAAUGUACCGCUAUGCAUCUGAGCACAGUGUUAUUCAUCUGCCAGAUCUAGCCUAUUUGUCCGGUUGGUGAAUAACCGGAAGGGAUGUUGCGCGAGUGCAUUGCAAGGCAACUUGGUGAAAACAAACAACUGUCAAAAACAGUGUUUGACAUUUCCUUGUAGCAGUUCUAACCUAAAUAUUUAAAUAAGAAAUAAGAAACAUUGCAAAAACGACAGCUUCACGUUCUGUGGCCCGGUUUUUAACAGAUGUUUGUUUUCACCAAGUUGUCCAGCCACUCCAGUAUAUGACGUCACACCAACCAGUCAAAUUGUGCAUCAUUAAUCACACUAUUCAGGGUUACAGUUUUCAGUAACUCUUUUCUUGAACCCUAAGACUAACAUAACUGUCAUAUACAUGCCAUUGCAGGUGCCAUAUUCUGAGACAAGCUCUCUACAUAUUGUAUCAGUUGAUAUGACCGUCAUGUUAUACUUAUCCAAAAAAUGUUAUAUUGUGACUUACAAGCAUGUAAUAUAAACUGUUAAGGCUUCAAACAUGAAAGCACUCAUGAUGAUUACCGAUUAUGAUGACAUGACUGUUAUAUCACCAAACUUUAACUAUCCACAAUAAUGGCAAAAUAUGGCAUCUGCCAUUGGCAUCACAGUGAACUAGUUAUGUCAGUCUUAUGACAAAUGAUUCACGUAAAGUUUCCGACUUGUGUGACCAUGUAUAGAGAAUGAAUCACAGAUUUGGUGGUCUUUCAUAGCUUUUCAAAGCUAGUUCUGAUUAAGCAUCAUAAUACUCUAAAAGUGCCACGUGAGACAGUGUUGUAUUGUUAGUAGGAAGUGUUGGCUUGCCAUUAUUCUGUUUUCAAUUCAUGCUUCAAUUAAGACCAUACUGCCCUCUAUUUUCAAAGGGUGUUGAUGAGAGGUUGUGAGAGCAAAGCGUCUCAUAUAUAGACCAUGUAUUAUGCAUCUGAACAUAUUCCAGAAAUGUAACUCUUUUCUUAGGAUCAGAUGUCUCAAAGAAAAAGUGCAAAGACUCCGUUGGCCAUCUGUCAUGGACAGAAUGACAAACCACUUUAACAAUCAUACGGUUUCACAGCAGCCGGGCUUCGGUGAAGUCAGAGAAGCCAAAAGAAAGCCCCCUCCCCCCUACCCCCUACCCCUGUCCCUCUCACUAUUACACAACCACCUCUGUUAAGAAUAGUAAAGUUCUGGAACUGAUUUCCUGGUUACGUCUUCAGUGUUUCAGUACAAUGUGUAUACUGAUGCCAAAUUAAGGAGGGGGCUCGCAUGAUAGAUAUACAGAACGUUCAGUCAGAUAGAACUGAAAAAAAUAUGCUGAGUUUGUGUGUGUGUGUGCGCGCGUGUGUGUGUGUGUGUGUGUGUGUGUGCGUGUGUGUGCGCGUGUGUGUGUGUCUCACACACAAACCCAGCAUAUUGUUUGUCUCAACUACUCUCGCUAUAGUUGAGCUUGUCUGCGUUUUUCUGUGAAGAGGGAAUCUGUAUAACCUUCUGAAAUUUGUACUUCCUACAUGUAAAAAAAGAUAGAUAAACAAAGUAGAUGAGAGGAUAUCUUAUUUAUUUUUUUCACAUAGCUUUAUUUAUUAAUACUAAACUAUAGUUUGAAUUAAAAGUUAAAAGUGUUUUUCUUUUUUUGUAUUUGGCAAAGAAUCCUGGUAGCCAAAGCUGCUGUACAUUUUAGAUAAUGUAAACCAUUUCCCCAUCUUCCUCUGCUUUGAUAUUCCAGCUUAUUUAUUUUACUUUUAUGGGCAAAAACUGUAAAUACGUAUUUCUUAGAUGUUGAACUGUAACAUUUACACUUAUUUUGGACAAAUAAAGACGUGUGAACAAAA